ACAGGUCGUUUCUGAAAUUGUCACUUUGACAGUAGUGAUAAAAAGUUGGUUUGUUUUGAAGCAUCCGAUUGAUUUUCGUAUUUUCGCUAAUCCGGAUUGUUUCGCAAAAUUGCUAAAAUGGGAGACGACGGCGAAACUCCUGCCAACCGUUCAGGCCAGAACAGCGAGCCAACGGCGAAUCAGGAUGAACUCAUCUUGGCUCAACAGAGGCAAAUAGAGCAAGAGAUAUCUGAAGCCAUUCCAUUGGUUGGAGAGCCCGAUUCCAUAUUAUCACUCAACUCUGAAUACUCAACCGACGAGGUUUAUCUAGGAAAAAUAAAAGACUUGGCCUCCAAAUACCGUUCAAUUAGAAGAACACGCCCCGAUGGCAAUUGCUUCUUCAGGGCCUUCAGUUACGCGACUCUCGAGCGCUUACUGAGCGAUAAGGAGGAAUUUAAUAAGUUUUAUAAAUUAGCAGAGAAUAGCAAGGAUGUUCUAGUCGAACUGGGAUUUCAGCAGUUUACUGUUGAAGAUUUCUACGACACAUACAUGGAGGUGCUUAAAAGACUGGCAGAUAUAGAAAGCGUGGAGGAAGCCAAGAAAGAACUGCAAUCGAUCUUCAAUGAGCAGGGAUACUCUGACUAUAUGGUCGUAUACCUUCGACUGUUGACUAGCGCUCAAUUGCAAAAAGAGCAGGAUUUUUAUAGCUGUUUUAUUGAAGGCGAUAGGACCAUUGUGGAUUUUUGCCAUCAAGAAGUCGAACCAAUGUUUAAAGACAGUGACCAUAUUCAUAUAAUGGCAGCCUGCUCCGCUUUGAACACGGGAGUUCGAGUUUUGUAUAUGGAUAGAGGAACUGGAUCGAAUGUAACGCAACACGAUCUACCCGAAGGCUGUACCCCAACAGUUCAUUUGCUGUACCGUCCCAGCCAUUAUGACAUCCUCUAUGUAUGAAGUUAAUCUUAUUUAAGCUCUGUUUUCUAAUAAAUUGUUAUCAAAGUAA
Molecule: messenger RNA, 979 nt
Organism: Dendroctonus ponderosae (mountain pine beetle)
Lineage: Eukaryota; Metazoa; Arthropoda; Insecta; Coleoptera; Curculionidae
Product: ubiquitin thioesterase otubain-like
Exons: 4
Coding region: 118-930 (270 amino acids)
Biological process (GO): protein K48-linked deubiquitination
Cellular component (GO): nucleus
Molecular function (GO): ubiquitin binding; cysteine-type deubiquitinase activity
Source: RefSeq, a predicted model, not a curated record